GUGUGUGCGUUCUGCACUCGCGAAGUUGGAAAUCCAAAAGACGGAAAACGUAGAAUUGUGGCGCGUGUAAUUCACAUUUCUGAAUUCUCUGAUUCCUGGCUGAUCCCGAUCCUGGUUAUCAAGAUUCUGCGACAUACGUUCCGUACGAUCAGGAAGAUGACGACGGUUAACAAAGAGGAAGCGCGGAAGCGCCUGACGUCGCUGCAGUGGCAUGUGACACAAGAGAAGGGCACAGAGAGACCGUUUACCGGUUGCUACAACAAGUUCUACGAAAAGGGAACGUAUACCUGCGUCGUGUGCGAUCAAGAACUGUUCUCUUCGGACACCAAAUACGACAGCGGAUGCGGUUGGCCGGCAUUCAACGAGGUUCUGGAUCAAGGACGCAUCAAAUUGACCAAAGACACCUCUCAUGUCGGCGGCAAUCUACUACUGCUGAUCGCAAACCCAGAUAUGGUGCGGACCGAGGUGACCUGUUCGAAAUGUGAUGCACACCUGGGGCAUGUGUUCAACGACGGACCGAAGCCUACGAGGAAGCGUUUCUGCAUCAACUCCGCCUCCAUAAGCUUCCACUCGGCGGGAGAGGAGAAAUCUACGUAAAAUCAGCAUGCGCGUUUAUUACAUUCUAUAUUUUAUUAUGUAUAAUAUUUAUAUAACGAGAAUUGUGUUAUAAAUAUCUCGUGUUAUAAAUAUUAAAAUAUCUUCGUUUUAUUUAUGUAUUGUAAAAAGAAAUAAAAGUAAUAAUAAUUAUCGUCGAGAUAAAUAGGCUGUCUGUAAAGUGAGUUUAUUAUUAUAGGGAAUAUUUAACGUUUUAUUACUGCUAACGAUGUGCUAUUAGCAAACAUUUCUACGUUAUUUACUACAUGCGAUUGAUUGUAAUGUUCGAUUGUAUAUGAUUUUCGUAACAUAUUCGCAAAAAUAUUCCUUUCUACAUUAAAGCGUUAUGCAAGUUAAGGAAUAUACUGUUGAUGCUAUAAAGCGUUUCCGACUGACAUUUCACUCGCGACGAGAAGCUAAUUCCAUACUAUCAGUUCUCUUGAAUCUCAUUGUGUACUCUCUACUUUCGAUAUUACAAACGUUACAUGUACAUAUCCAUAUCAAAGUGUAAAAAGUAUAGCACCCACGCAGGAUAUAUGUAUAUCACAGAGAAAGCGUGACACUGGACAGAUGAUAGAAAUGUCUAAUUGAGAGAUGUUAUUUUUUCAAUAAAUGCCAUAAUAUGUAAAUACCCUACCUAUUCUGACUUAAUAUAUUAAAUGAGGAACAAAAUACAGCAGUCAUCAUUUCUCUUUCAUCGUUCCUCUUACGUAAUACCGUUAGGACAGGGUGUUUUGUAUGAAGAAGAGAACAUGUUUGUUAUAAAAUGUUUCCUUAUAUUGUAACGUUUCAAAACAAACUAAAAGGUGUUAUAAUACAAUAUACGUAAAAUUCUA
Molecule: messenger RNA, 1430 nt
Organism: Atta colombica
Lineage: Eukaryota; Metazoa; Arthropoda; Insecta; Hymenoptera; Formicidae
Gene: SelR
Product: methionine-R-sulfoxide reductase B1
Exons: 3
Coding region: 157-597 (146 amino acids)
Biological process (GO): protein repair; response to oxidative stress
Cellular component (GO): cytoplasm
Molecular function (GO): peptide-methionine (R)-S-oxide reductase activity
Source: RefSeq, a predicted model, not a curated record